AUGGACACACCGCCCACCGCCUUACGUUCAGAGUUCUUCGACUUCUUGAGUCUGCCGCUUGAGCUACGCAACCGCAUAUACUCUCUACACCUAUCGAAUGAAGGCGUAGUUGACUACUUGGAGGCCGAUGAUGACGCUGAGGAGAUCACCCACGACGAACCUGCUGUAUUUUUCGCUUACGCCAACCGCAAAUGGGCAAUGGGAUGUGCCCCUCAAACUUCGAACGGACUUACGAUCGACUGUGCCCAGCGUCCGGCUUGCAUCCCCAACGACACUGCCGAGAAGGUCGAAAGGCUCAGUCUGGACAUCGUCAUUGAUCUAUGGUCGCCAACAAACAUCAUCACAUCUGUCGCGAUGGGUGAUUUGACCAAGAUGAAGUCGCUUCGCACCAUCGAAUUGAAUCUGAUUCUCGAAUGUGGCUACGACCCAUCUCCAGGCUGGCUCAACCGACGCAACGACACUUAUCGCAAUUCCCCUCUUCUCAUCGGCUUGGUGUGUCAAAUCCUGAGCCAGAUCCCUGCUCGAAUCUCUGUAAUGUGGAAGUCUGCAAUAUGGGAUCAAGAAACAAGCGGGGACGAGGGCGAGGUCGAUGCUGAUUUACUUUACCUUGCACAGAAGUACAGUGCUACCAAGGGGUGUGCGUGCAUUAUCAAUCAAACCAAAUUUAUGCUCGUCCCUUCCGUCACCCCAUUCUCGCUGCUUGCGCUCUACAUGCUUCUCGCCUCGGCAACCUUCUCCAACCAGAAUGGUCUGCUGUAUGCGCGCCAGCGUGCAGCUCAGUUGCACGUCUACGAACACAAGAACCAUCCACAGCACAUGUCACUGCAGAUAGCCAUCGGAUCGGCAUCACCAAAGUUAUUGCUCACAGCUGCGUUCACGUCUUCCUCGUUCGAAAACACCAACACCGGAGGUUUGAGUCGUGACACAACACGCACAAACUCUACACAACUCGUUGACGGCUCUGACGGCUUAUGCGGAAAACACUCUCGACCCAUCUCCAACCAAGGCGAGAAGUUGAACGAUGGCUUGACCUCACGCAUCGAAGAAAUGAAUCUCGCCAAAGACACCGAUGAAUCGGUUGAGACCUCUAUUGAGCAGCAGCACAACGACGCGACCAAUGUACCGGAUGACGAAGAAUGUCCUACUGGUGUUGAUACACUUGAUUGCGAGGAUUGUGGUGGACCAGAACAGACUUGGGAGAUCAGCCACAAUGACUAUCACUGCAGAGGAAUUGCAGAAGAACGAUACAGAUGGAAGGACUGCUACUGUGUCAACUGGGAAAACUAUCGCGGACCCUGCAGAUUUGGCUCUGACCGGGAGGACAACUACUUUCCCUUCGAGAACUUACCAGAUCUACCAAGCCCGAGCGAGAACUCAAGCGCUCCUGAGGAUCAUGUUGGCGACCAUGAUGAUCUCAACGAUGACUCUGCUACCAGCGAGAGUUUGCUAGAGUCUGGAGUGGAAAGGUCUGCUGCUGUGACAGAAGAUGAGGAACAAGAAACAGAGCGGGAUUGA
Molecule: messenger RNA, 1515 nt
Organism: Aureobasidium melanogenum CBS 110374
Lineage: Eukaryota; Fungi; Ascomycota; Dothideomycetes; Dothideales; Saccotheciaceae
Exons: 4
Coding region: 1-1515 (504 amino acids)
Source: RefSeq, a predicted model, not a curated record